Chenopodium quinoa (quinoa) is the source of this 1600-nucleotide messenger RNA. RefSeq names its product probable N-succinyldiaminopimelate aminotransferase DapC. Gene Ontology annotation, cellular component: cytoplasm. The transcript has 9 exons. The coding region runs from base 53 to 1267 and encodes 404 amino acids. NCBI's taxonomy places the organism in Eukaryota, Viridiplantae, Streptophyta, Magnoliopsida, Caryophyllales, Amaranthaceae. The record is from RefSeq and is a predicted model, not a curated record. Gene Ontology annotation, biological process: biosynthetic process. Gene Ontology annotation, molecular function: L-kynurenine:2-oxoglutarate transaminase activity; pyridoxal phosphate binding.
UGACUAAAAUGAUAAGAUAAGGUUUUUAUUUGGUGUUUUUGAACCCAGGAAAAUGGAGGAAAAAUUAUCAUCUUUUGCAAAAUCAUUAACACCUUCACCAAUUCAACAACUUUCUUAUCUUGCUCAGCGUUGCAAUGCCAUUAAUCUUGCUGAAGGUUUCCCUGAUUUUCCUGCUCCUUCCCUCAUCAAAAAUGCUGCUGUUUCUGCCAUUAAUUCUGACUUUAAUCAAAGCAGACAUGUGCAGGAAAUAUGUGAUUAUCUAGCAAAGAAUGUGAAGGACAUGCAUGGCCUGGAUAUUGAUCCUAUGACAGAUAUAGUGAUUUGUUGCGGUCAAACUGAGGCGUUUGCUGCAGCAAUGUUUGCCUUAAUUGAUCGAGGUGAUGAAGUUAUCGUGCUUGACCCAUCAUAUGAGACAUAUGAAUCUUCAAUUAGCAUGGCUGGAGGAGUCCCAGUAUUUGUGCCCUUGGACCCUCCUUAUUGGACUCUGGACCCAGAGAAACUAAUGAAAGCUUGUACUUCCAAAACAAAAGCUAUAGUAUUGAACAGCCCUCACAAUCCUACAGGGAAAGUGUUUGGAGUAGAUGAACUGGACAUAAUUGCUGAAGCGUGCCAUAAGUGGGACUGCCUAGCUGUUACAGAUGAAGUGUACGAAUAUAUAACCUAUGAUAAUGAAAGGCACAUAUCCCUUGCUUCGCUUCCAGGAAUGCAAGAGCGGACAAUCAUCACUUCCUCUAUGUCUAAAACUUAUUGUGUGACAGGUUGGAGAAUUGGAUGGGCCAUUGCCCCUGCAUGUAUUGCUGAUGCUGUAAGAAACGUCCAUAUAAGACUUACGGAUUCUGCUCCAGCACCUUUUCAAGAAGCUGCCGUGGUGGCUCUGCAGAGCCCCCCACAAUAUUACGAGUCAGUAAGAGAAGACUUUGAAUCCAGAAGGGACUUUAUUGCAGAAUUACUCGGUGGGAUUGGUUUUCAGACUAACUUUAAGCCUCAGGGUGCAUUCUUCAUGUUUGCAGAGCUACCCAAGGAUUACAAUAACUGUGACAUAGACUUUGUUGAAGAAUUGAUCAAACAAGCAGGUGUAGUGGCUGUACCAGGAUGUGGAUUUUUCCAUACAAAGCGUCCAUCGAAUGGCUAUCAAAGAAGGUACAUCAGAUUUGCUUUCUGCAAAAGCAGUCAGACACUGAUGGCUGCUCGCCGUAGGAUAAGUGAGCUUUUAAAUUCGUCUGGUCAUCUCAAGCUAUUUCACUCUGAAAAUGAUCCAGAUUCUUGACAGCUUUGUAAUCUGUUAUUCAUACUUCCUCCGUUCCUUUUUAGAUGACACAGUUUGACUUUUGCACUAUUCACAAACAACACUUUGACUAGCUUUUAUAAUUUGCAGCUACGAUAAAACAUAAUCAUGUGAGAUAUUGUUUGAAUCGUCUUAAUGUAUAUUUUAUUAAUAUCCACUUUUUAUAAUUUUACAAUGAUGAUAAUGGGAGAUAUAACUCAUGAAAAUUGUGCGUUGGCAAACGUGAUAAAAGAAACGUGUAAUCUAUUAAGGAACGGAGGAAGUAUUUAUCAGUUUUGUUGCUCUUAGUUGUUACAUAGAGGCAUCUCAUUGAAA